This is a messenger RNA of Branchiostoma floridae (Florida lancelet), 1857 nucleotides long. RefSeq names its product von Willebrand factor C and EGF domain-containing protein-like. Gene Ontology annotation, molecular function: protein binding. The record is from RefSeq and is a predicted model, not a curated record. Lineage: Eukaryota; Metazoa; Chordata; Leptocardii; Amphioxiformes; Branchiostomatidae. The transcript is spliced from 12 exons. The coding region runs from base 463 to 1737 and encodes 424 amino acids.
CACUUGCAAACAGCAAGUCGUCAACUUAAUGCAAAAGUGAUAUAUUUUGCCAACUUUCCCUCUUCCCCAACAUCAAAAACACACGGUGGCUAUCAGACAACAGAACAUAAUAGAAAACGGCAUUAUUCCAACAAUACUCAUAACCUAGGCCUGCCAUUGAAACUAUGGGAAGCCACAUUUGUUGAUAUGACGUAGCCUGAUAAUAGGUACCGAUAAGGGAAGAAACUGAUGACGUGGACCAAUUGAAAGCAUCCUAGAGUUAGGCUCAUAACGGUUUGUGCCGGACACCCCGACAGAGUUCCCGUCGUCAGUCGUCUCGUACUGACUGGUGAGAAGAUCGUGAGCUGUGGUGGGCACGGCACGACACGACACGACACGACACGACCUGACUGUGGUUUGGACAGACUGAACCGUGCUCUACCAGUGUUUGCUAGCGUUGUCAGACGAUUCGAACACGACAAAAUGCUGUGGAAACUUUUGCUGGCCACUUUGGUGAUGUGCGUCGCCAUCCGGGAGACGAUCGGUCGUCCCGACCCAGGUCAAGGACCACCCGCUGGCCGAGGGCGACCCUUUUCUGGCCGAGGGCGACCCUUUCCAGGCCGAGGGCGACCUGAUCGACCACCCGGCCAAGCUCGUAAGGGCUGCUGGUACAAUGACGUCUUCAUUCCGGUGGGGAAAAAGCACAAGCCGGACGACUGCACGACCUGCACCUGUGAAGCCGCCGGAGCGGAACCGGAGUGUGUGGCCAUUGCCUGCAUAGCUUUGUACUGCCCCAACCCCGAGUACAUCCCGGGACAGUGCUGUCCGGUCUGUCCACCCGGAUGCAUGUACGGGGACGUCUUCAUCGCUGUGGGGACCACUUAUCAGCCGGAUCCCUGCACGUGGUGUUCCUGUCAAGAAGACGGAGGAGAGGUGGCGUGCGCCGUCGUGGACUGCGCGCGUCCGCUGUGCCCCGAACCCGAGUACAUCCCGGAUCGGUGCUGCCCGGUCUGCCCACCCGGUUGCAUGUACGGGGACGUCUUCAUUGCUGUGGGAGACACUUAUCAGCCGGAUCCCUGCACGUGGUGUACCUGUGAAGCCGACGGAGCCGAACCGCAGUGUUUGGCCAUUGCCUGCGCCUUUCCACUCUGUCCUGAACCCGAGUACAUCCCGGAUCAGUGCUGUCCGGUCUGCCCGCCCGGGUGCAUGUACGGGGACGUCUUCAUUGCUCCUGGAAACACUUAUCAGCCGGAUCCCUGCACGUGGUGUUACUGUCCAGAAGACGGAGGACCGGUAGCGUGUGCCGUCGCGGACUGCGCCUUUCCACCCUGCUCCAACCUGGUGUACCUGCCGGAUCAGUGCUGCCCUGUCUGCCAGGACAUCGGCUGUCAGCACGCUGACGGCAUCAUCCUGCCGGGCGAAGAUUACAAGCCGAAUCCCUGUGAGGGGUGCACCUGUCCAGAAGCCGGACAGGACCCGUUGUGCUACGCGAUGGCCUGCUUGGAACCGGACUGUGAGCAGCCCGUGCAGGUCGCAGGACAGUGCUGUCCAGUGUGUGACGCUCCGGACGGCUGUCUGCAAGACAACAACGUCAUCAUUCCCGUGGGAGCCGAGAUUCCGCAACAGGAUCCCUGCGUGGUGUGUACGUGUCCCUUUGCCGGAGGGACUCCUACCUGCUCGAUCAUAGCCUGCCCGGCUGUGAGCUGCGACAACCCCGUACAGAUCGCGGGGCAAUGCUGCCCGCUCUGCAACAUGUAGAAUCAUCUCAGCCUCAGCCAGAGGAAGGCAAGUGAGAAAUUACUUGGGAAGAUGGCGGUCUGCCUGGAACGACAGCGGCAAGUUGUCAGAAUUUCCCAGAAUAAAAUUAUCAGCCUCAGC